This is a messenger RNA of Uranotaenia lowii, 1710 nucleotides long. Its product is annotated as probable cytochrome P450 9f2. Gene Ontology annotation, molecular function: monooxygenase activity; iron ion binding; oxidoreductase activity, acting on paired donors, with incorporation or reduction of molecular oxygen. NCBI's taxonomy places the organism in Eukaryota, Metazoa, Arthropoda, Insecta, Diptera, Culicidae. The transcript has 2 exons. The coding region runs from base 59 to 1669 and encodes 536 amino acids. The record is from RefSeq and is a predicted model, not a curated record.
CUACCGAAAUCGUGAUGCGCUCAGUUCUGCGUAGCCGGUUGAUCGAAGCGCACUCAGGAUGGAUCCGCUUCUGCUGUUGGCGAUUGCUGCAGCAAUCUUCUUCGGGUAUCGCUACAUAAAGGCGCAGUACCGCUACUGGGAAGAGCGUGGAGUGCCGUUUGUGAAGCCAACCUUUUUGCUGGGAAAUGGAACACCGGUCAUGUUCAAGAAGGUGGACAUGCUGCAGCACAUCCAGGCGCUGUAUCAGAAGUUUCCGACCGCGAAAUUCAUCGGUCUGUUCGACUUUCACAAGCCGGUGCUGAUGAUUCGGGAUCCGAGUUUGGUGAAGCAGGUCGGGGUGAAGGACUUUGAUCAUUUCAGCGAUCAUACGCCACUGUUUACGCGGGCCGACGUCGAAGACAUUGGAGGCGAUAGUUUGUUUGGGAAUUCGCUGUUCAUGCUUCGUGGACAGAAAUGGAGGGACAUGAGAGCGACGUUGAGUCCAGCAUUCACCAGCAGCAAGAUGCGGCAGAUGUUUGAGCUGGUUUCGGAUUGUGCAAAGUCGGCUGCUGAGCAUUUCUUGAAUGUAGCUAGACAAGGAGACAAAGCGGAAGUCGAGAUGAAGGAUGUGUUUACACGAUUCAGCAACGACGUCAUCGCAUCGGUGGCAUUCGGCAUCAGUGUGGAUUCGCUGCGAGAACCAACGAACGACUUCUACGUCAAUGGAAAGAAGUUGCUCAACUUCCAGAGCGCUCUAACACUGAUCAAGAUCUUACUGUUUCGAACAGUUCCGAAGCUGAUGAUGUGGUUGAAGCUCGAUUUGACCAGUGCAGAUAUGAACGAGUACUUCAAACAGAUGGUCAUCAACAACAUGAAUCAUCGGGAGAAGCACGGAAUCGUCCGUAACGACAUGAUCGACAUACUGAUGCAGGUUAGGAAGGGUAAGUUACAGCAUUCGAAGGAAGAGAGCAAGCUGCAAGACGCUGGAUUUGCAACCGUCGAAGAAUCUUCCGUAGGAAAACGUGCCAGUAGCCGAGUUUGGACCGAAAAUGAGCUGAUAUCGCAGAGCUUCCUGUUCUUCACGGCCGGAUUCGAUACCGUUUCGACGUGCUUAACAUUCUUGAGCUACGAACUGAUGAUGAACCCUGACGUUCAACAGAAACUCUUUGAAGAAAUCCAAGCCACGGAAAAAUCACUCGGAGGCAAAACUCCCGGCUACGAAGAGUUCAAUCGGCUGAAAUACCUCGAUAUGGUCAUUUCGGAAACCCUUCGCCUUUGGCCUCCAGCUCCCUUCACCGAUCGGAUGUGCAUCAAAGACUACAUGUUGAACGAUGGAUCCGGAGCUCAGCUCAAACUCAAACCAGGUCAAACGGUAUGGUUCCCGAUAACUGCCCUUCAUCACGACCCAAUUUACUACCCAAACCCCUACAAAUUCGACCCGGAACGGUUCAGCGAGGCCAACAAGCACCAAAUAAACCCCGGAGCAUACCUCCCGUUCGGAAUAGGUCCCCGGGCCUGCAUCGGAUCUCGUCUGGCCCUGAUGGAGGUUAAGGCCAUCGUGUACUAUCUGGUGAAGAACUUCACCCUGGAGCGCACCGAAAAAACUCGGAUCCCGCUGCAGUUGAAGAAAAGUUUGGUCGGAAUGACUGUUGAAGGUGGAAUGUGGAUUGAGUUUAAACCGAGGGCGUAGACAUUUGUCAAUAAACUUGUGCUUGAAUUGUCUUAGAAAAA